AUGUUCCGUAGGAUUCUUUAUUUCUUAGUCUACUGGCUGAUACAUAAGGCGUUUAGCGUUUACGCUUCUAGUCAGAACUGGAUUUCAUGGGGUAGCAACUAUUUGUUGAAUUUUCUCUACCAUCACCACUGUAGUCGUGACCUUAUUCGCAGAGAUACAAUUAAAUUGAACAAGAAACCAAGACAUUUGUCUGUUUUAUUGGAAUGUCACGAUAACACCGGGCUGGAAGGAUUAAUUCAUGAUACAUGUGAACUAGCCGCAUGGUGCAUUUGUUCUGCUAUACCCGAGCUUACGAUUUAUGAAAGAAAGGGGUUCCUGAAACGAUAUCCUGAAGCUAUGGAGAAAGCUAUUUACUCUCAUCUUCCAUUUUAUGUGGGCCGUGAAAAAUGCGUUGUACAAGUUCGUAACUCCUGUUCAAAUAAUGAAAAAGAGCAAGAGGUACCCAAGGAUUUGAAGGUCCAUUUAAUUGCCGAGGAGGACGGAAGAGAUGCCAUCAUUGACUUAACCCGUGGACUAGCCGAUUUGGCUACCAAGAAAGUAAUAACGAGUGAACAAGUAACCCAAGAGUUGAUUGACAAAGAGUUGACUGAAAGCGUUAUUCCGGAGCCUGACCUAUUAAUUAUUUUCUCACCCUACCUCAAAUUACGAGGGUUCCCUCCUUGGCAGUUGCGUUUGUGUGAAAUUUUCCAUGACCCAGUCUUUACCAGUCCCAGCUAUUUGAGUUUUUAUAAAGCACUCACCAGAUACUCCACUGCUGAGAUGCGCCUUGGUCAUUGA
Schizosaccharomyces osmophilus is the source of this 777-nucleotide messenger RNA. It is a transcript of the gene nus1, whose product is annotated as di-trans,poly-cis-decaprenylcistransferase Nus1. Gene Ontology annotation, cellular component: dehydrodolichyl diphosphate synthase complex; endoplasmic reticulum membrane. The transcript has 2 exons. The record is from RefSeq and is a predicted model, not a curated record. Lineage: Eukaryota; Fungi; Ascomycota; Schizosaccharomycetes; Schizosaccharomycetales; Schizosaccharomycetaceae. Bases 1 to 777 code for a protein of 258 amino acids. Gene Ontology annotation, molecular function: ditrans,polycis-polyprenyl diphosphate synthase [(2E,6E)-farnesyl diphosphate specific] activity.